UGAUUAUGGUUACCGCCUCCUGUAAUGGCGUCCACCCUGAAAAAAUGCAUAAAACAGGAUUUCGAGUGUCACUGUGUUUUUGACAGUUUGUUAAUCAAAAAUUAACGCUGAGGUGUAAGACAAUGAUUACGUGGAUGCAAUAAAUAUUUUAUGACGUUUGGUCAGGUGGCUUUUGUAUAAUUAAAUAAAGGAAUAAGAUUUAUUUUCCGUAUUCGGUGCAUACGAAAUGGUCUCAGUCCUCAAAAUUGUGUUCUUCAACUGUUUUUGCGCAUUUUUUGCUAAUACAGCAGCAUCUAGGGUAAUUGAACUGAGUGACAGGUUUCUCGAUAUUCACAAGGAGGGGCAAUGGCUUGUCAUGAUGUAUGCACCUUGGUGUGCCCACUGCAAAAGACUAGAUCCAAUCUGGGCACACGUUGCCCAAAAUCUUUAUGCAAGCAAUAUUCGAGUUGGCCGAGUUGACUGCACAAGAUUUACUGCCGUUGCUCAACAUUUUAAAAUCCGGGGCUUUCCGACCAUCUUAUUUUUAAAGGGUGAACACAAGUUCACGUACAAUGGUGAUCGCACCCGAGAGGAGAUAGUAAAAUUCUCUCUCCGUCUGACAGGACCUCCAGUGCAAGAGAUCACAAAAUCCGAGAGUUUUGACAUGGUAAAGGAUACCCAGGGUUUAUACUUCUUAUAUGUAGGGGAGCGAUCGGGCCACCUCUGGGAUAUUUACCACAAGACAGCAGAUGCUUUCCAGCCUCACGCAUUUUUCUACCAAUCCCAUCCAGCAGUGGUGGACAAGCAUGCUCCAGUUGAGAAGGUCCCUUCGAUCUUCGUUUACAAGGAAAAUGUUCAUUACAAUUUUGGGGGAUAUAAUCACAGUGAUCUUGACAAGCUCAACGCCACUGUGUACAAUUGGGUGAACGCAGAGCGUUUCUCUACGUUUCCAAAAGUCACUAGAGGCAACAUAAACCAAUUAUUCCUGACGAAUAAGUAUUUAGUGCUGGCAGUUGUCGAGGAGAAUGCAGUGGAGGAUGUAGCUCCAGAUAUGCUGGAGUUUCGUGAUAUGGUGGAGUCUGUAAUAAAAAAACAGCGAGAAAGAUAUCACCAGCACUUUCAGUUCGGUUGGAUCGCCAAUCCUGAGUUAGUGAACAGCAUUGCAAUGAUGGAGAUGCCAAAACCGAGUUUAAUUGUCAUUAACACAAGCACGAGUCAUCAUCACAUACCUGACGAUGACCCCAGUAAAUUAAAUCCUCAUGUAAUCGAAAUGUUUUUGGAACACAUCAGAAAUGAAACUGCACCGAGGUACGGGGGUAAUGGUGUCUUGGUGCAGAUUUACAGGUCGUGGUUCGAGAUGAGAACGACUCUGGCUUCGAUGUGGAAGGGAAAUCCUAUAUUGACGAUGGUCCUUUUUGGACUUCCAGCUCUGUUUUUCUCAUUGAUUUGUUAUGGAGUCUGUUGUCCCGAUAUUCUGGAUGCUGGAGAUGAGGAGGAGGAAGAGGAAGAAGACAGCAGUCACAUGAAGAAAGACUAAGAGGGGCUCUGAGAUAUUCGUUGAACGAUCUCAUCGACAAUACUGAGGAUUAUAUAGAGGAGUGGUAGGAGAUCUUAUGUUAAAUCUCUGCAGAAAUAACUCCAGAGGUACAAAAUAUAUUGACUUGAACUGGCAUACCACUUUACGACUGAUGGCCAUUACUUUCUUUUAAUUAUUGUUUGGUUGCAUUUUUUUUUUCUUCGAAAGACAUUGAGAGAAUCAUGAAGAUGUAUGGGUGUGAAUUAUUUAGGUGUUUAUAUAACAUAUUUGUUCGUAAUUGAGAGAAUUGAGGCAUUCCAUCUGAGUCAUUAGAUAUGUUUUCGACGACUAGAAGCUGUCGACAGCAUUUGAAUUUUAAUGAAGCACUGUAUAAAUUUUGUGAUUAGGCAGAGAUUGAUUUGUGGUUUUAAUACUCGUAUCUUAAUUGAUCUGUAAUCUGUGACGUGAAUUGAGUAAAUAAAAUUUAAUUUAACAGAUGAAA
Messenger RNA from Fopius arisanus, 1997 nucleotides. RefSeq names its product protein disulfide-isomerase TMX3-like. Gene Ontology annotation, cellular component: endoplasmic reticulum. The record is from RefSeq and is a predicted model, not a curated record. Gene Ontology annotation, molecular function: protein disulfide isomerase activity. Lineage: Eukaryota; Metazoa; Arthropoda; Insecta; Hymenoptera; Braconidae. Gene Ontology annotation, biological process: peptidyl-cysteine oxidation. The coding region runs from base 227 to 1516 and encodes 429 amino acids. The transcript is spliced from 4 exons.